Messenger RNA from Colletotrichum higginsianum IMI 349063, 1899 nucleotides. Its product is annotated as 3-hydroxymethyl-3-methylglutaryl-CoA lyase. NCBI's taxonomy places the organism in Eukaryota, Fungi, Ascomycota, Sordariomycetes, Glomerellales, Glomerellaceae. Gene Ontology annotation, molecular function: hydroxymethylglutaryl-CoA lyase activity. Gene Ontology annotation, biological process: L-leucine catabolic process; ketone body biosynthetic process. The transcript has a single exon. Bases 1 to 1899 code for a protein of 632 amino acids. The record is from RefSeq and is a predicted model, not a curated record.
AUGGCCGUCCGCAUUGUCGAGGUCGGUCCCCGCGAUGGCCUCCAAAACAUCAAAACAACAAUCGACGCUUCAAUAAAGCUGGAGUUGAUCCAAAGACUGCAGAGGGCCGGCCUCAAUCGAAUCGAGCUCACGUCCGUGGUGUCCCCGAAAGCCGUCCCCCAGCUCGCAGACUGCCGCGAGAUCCUUUCAGCAUCCGUAAUUGCCGACUGGCUGCGGUCGAGGCCUAGUCUGCAUCUUCCCGUGCUCGUUCCGAAUAUCAAGGGACUCCGUGUCGCUCUCGAACACGGGGUCAAGGAGGUUUCCGUGUUUGUCAGUGCCUCGGAAGGGUUCAGCCGGGCCAACUUGAAUUGCAGCGUCGAAGAGGGUGUACAACGUGCCCGGGAGGUGGCGCGCGAGGCUAUUGCAAGCGGUAUCGCCGUCAGAGGGUGGGCUUCCCAAUUUCUGUGCUUCUCUACGCUCUUUCUUGUUUGGUUUCGAGCUGACAGCAACGGGUUCCUUGACAGAUAUGUCUCAUGCAUCUUCGCCGACCCAGUCGAUGGCCCGACCCCUUCAUCUGCGGUUUACCGCGCCGUACACGAUUUAAUAAAUAUGGGAUGUUAUGAAGUCAGUCUCGGGGACACCUUGGGUGUCGGAACUGCGCCGGACGUACGCAGGCUAGUUGAUUACCUGAAGAGCCACGGCAUCGAUCCCGAAACUCUUGCUGGCCACUUCCACGACACAUAUGGCCAAGCUCUGGCCAAUGUCUGGACGGCGUACGAGUGCGGUCUGCGGACUUUUGACAGCAGCGUCGGUGGCUUGGGGGGGUGUCCCUUCGCUCCCGGAGCGAAGGGCAACGUGGCCACAGAGGACAUCCUGUACUUGUUCCGACAAGCCGGGAUCGACACCGGCGUAGACCUUGAUCAGGUGGUCGAUAUCGGUGUGUGGAUCUCCCGAGUUCUGUCGAAACCAAACGACAGCCGAGCUGGAGCGGCUCUUGCCUCCAAAGCGGCCGCUUCAUCGAGGACGACGACGGAGACAACGACAGCAUCGGCCGUGAAAGUCGCCACCGAACCGGAGACCACACUCGAAUGGAGAACGUUGAGAGACACGGAUAACAUCCGUGUCUGCCGGGCUGGCACCAAUGGCAACAUUGUGCUCAAUGCGGUACGAAAUGGCAAUACCCUCACGUUCCCAAUGAUAUCGGACAUCACCGCGGCGUUUCAGUCUUUCAAGGACGAUCCGUCGAUUUCCCGGAUCGUCCUUAGCGCAAACGGGAAGUUCUUUUGCACCGGCAUGGAUCUAAGUCAGGCGGCGCGGGCAGUCGGCCGAGGUGACGACGCGAGCACAAAACUCUACCAGGCGCUGACCGGGCUAUUCGAGCUCGUAGACAGCUCCCCAAAGGUCACGAUUGCCUGCAUCAACGGGCCGGCCUUUGGAGGCGGCAUCGGGCUGGCUUUCGCAUGCGACAUCCGAAUCUCAAUCAGCUCGGCGACAUUCACACUGUCCGAGGUCAAGCUGGGGCUCUGCCCUGCCGUGAUUUCCAGGUACGUGGUUCGGGAAUGGGGGUUGGGGCUCUCGAGGGAGGCGAUGCUCACGGCGCGCCCGGUCUCGGCCCGGGAGCUGAAGGCCAUGGGUGCGAUUUCGCUGGUUGCCGAGACGUCCCGGGAGCUGGAGAUCACACUGAGAGACCUGCUCCUGAGUCUUAGGCACUCGUCGCCGAGAGGUUCCAGCAUGUCGAAAGAGUUGGUCAAGCUGGGCUGGGGCCACGGCGGGACGUCGGCGCAGCAGGAGGGAAUCUCGACGCUUUUCGAGUCGAUGAUGGAAGCGGGGUCGGACGCCGCGUACGGGAUUGGGGAGUUCCAACAGCGGCAUAGAGUAGAUUGGGAUUCUGUGAAUAAGGUUCCACAGGCAAAGCUCUAG